Molecule: messenger RNA, 1532 nt
Organism: Bactrocera neohumeralis
Lineage: Eukaryota; Metazoa; Arthropoda; Insecta; Diptera; Tephritidae
Exons: 1
Coding region: 449-1531 (360 amino acids)
Source: RefSeq, a predicted model, not a curated record
UGCCAUCCGUCAGUUUUUAAUGCACUGCCUUAAAAUUUUACAACAGUGAAUCUAAAACCGUUUUUCAAACUAUGAGGCAUAACUCAUGCUUAUGAAUUUUAAAUUCAAUUUUUAUUGCAAAUACCAUAUUUGAAAAAUAUGUUUUGCUAGCAAAUGAAACAAUAACGAUAACAUAAAUUUGAUGCUAAAGGCAAAAUGUUUUUUUUUAUUUAAUUAUUAUUAUUUGCAACUCUAUGGUAAUGCAAUGCAUUUCACACCACAUAAGGCCACCUCCACACUAUGCUAGUGUAAUGCAUUUCACACCACAUAAGGCCACCUCCACACUAUGCAAUUUAUAAUAGCGUUCACACGAUAAAUUAAUUUAUGCACUUAUUCUCGCCACCCAAUCAGUCUUAAAUGACAGGCAAACAAACAAAAAAAAAAUCUUCAACAGACUAAUUUCAGGAAGAUGACUCGCUACAAUGCCUUAAAAAAGACUGCGGCCUUACACCCAAACCGCUACCCACUUUCUUGCACGCUGUGCAAGGGAAAGCAUCCAUUGCGGCUCUGCUCGUCCUUCCGGGCCAAGACACCGGAAGAGCGCCUACGGGAGGCACUCAUAGGCAAAUACUGUGUCAACUGCCUUGCGGUCAACCACAGGACAGCGAAUUGCUCCAGCGACGCACGGUGCCGGCGCUGCCACGAGAAGCACCACACAAUGCUGCACAUCGGGGAGAAUACCCGUCGCCGCCCCGCAGUCCCUCAAAACACUUCAUGGAGCGAACAAAUGAGUUCCGAUGAUGCUCUCUCCAUCUAUGCGUCAGACCCUGGAACGGAGACUAGGCCAGAACCGGAGGAGGGAGAACGAUUUGAAACCGGAGCGGAAACACGGCCUUUCCGCCCAUCACAGCGAGGGGAAACGGAAACCCGGACUUUCCGCCCCCUUCUGCGACACGAACGUCGUUCGCUCAAACGCCGUCUGCACCGUCGCCAAGCGCACAACCCGGCCAGACUGGAGACCAGGUCUCUCCAGCUUCACCGGGCUAGCUCCUUUAGAGCCGGGCUAACGGCUCCUUCUUUGCUGCCAACGACAGCCAUUUUACCGACGGCGGUGGUAAAGAUCGAGGCAAGAGGACGCCUACAUUUAGUCCGGGCUCUCAUAGACGCAUGCGCCCCUACGUCGCUAAUUGCACGCGACCUUUUAAGGGAACUGCAACUAGUGCAGACUGAUAUCGGUGGUCAACGCGGCUGCCUUUUAGUACUGCGAGGCAGACAUGGGACGAAUACCCGCAUAUCGACGCAUGUAAGGGUAAUGCACAACUAUAUGCGUAUCAGCCCGACCACCACGCUGGACUCCGACCUAGCAGCCCCAUACACCCACAUCAAACUGGCGGAUCCAAACUUCUACAAGUCGUCGCCGAUACGCUUGGUGCUCGGCGCGGAUGUAUACUCCCGCAUCAUGACCCAACAGGUCAUGCCACAAACGUUUGGGCAGCUUCUCGCUCAGGGCUCCAUUUUCGGCUGGGUGCUUUCGGGUACGGCCCGGUACUAAG